Cuscuta campestris is the source of this 1038-nucleotide messenger RNA. The record is from the annotation of a GenBank genome assembly. Lineage: Eukaryota; Viridiplantae; Streptophyta; Magnoliopsida; Solanales; Convolvulaceae.
CAAUUUGUAUGAGUAUAAGUUUUGAAAUCCAGAAGAAUGGAAGAAGCCGUAUAUGAUAAUCCGUAUUAAAUUUGAAAUAAAAUUGUUUGAAAAAAAUCUAAAACAACGAUUGUUAAUGAUACGCUCGGCGUUGUUGGUGAGAGAGGCAGUUUGUCUACGACAAUGGCAGAUGGUUGGGUGAGAUACCAAAACAUAGAUUGAUAUCUCUCAAACGCCGGAGAUAUCAAAAUACCAUUAUCUGAAAAAAGAGUUGCAAUGUCAUAAAAAAUGUCAGAAAAGAUCAUUUGGAAUCUUAUUUAGAUUUUACAAAAAACAAAGAAAGUAAGGCAAUCUUAUUUACCUAGGAUCUUCAUUAAAAUGAUUUUUUUAUUUAUUUUCUUGAGGGAUCUAUUGGACAAUGGCUGAGAUGCAGGCAGAGCAUUACAUCAACCACCUACGAAAUUAGGAUUCAAGAUACGAGAGAACAUCAUGCAAAUCUCAGCCGCCGAGGUUAUACCUCAUUAAUAUAUAGUGGUGAUCAUGACAUGUUUAUUCCAUUCCAAUCAACGGAAGCAUGGAUUAAAUCCUUGAAUUACAGCAUCACCGACGACUGGAGACAGUGGAUCGUUAAUAGUCAAAUUGCCGGUUACACGAGAUCUUACUCCAACGGAAUGACAUUUGCAACCGUCAAGGGGGCAGGGCAUGUGGCAUUUGCGUACAAACGAGAAGAAUGUGUUGCAAUGCUAACAAGAUGGUUAUCCCACCACCCGCUUUAGUUAACUUAUUUAAUCCAAUCCGCCCGGCCAUGGAAUGUAAUUGCCAAAUUUUAAUCCACGCUCUUAAUAAUAAUUUUACAUAUAUAGUGAUAUAUCAAUAAAUAAAACACCAUUACAAUUCAUCAAACGGUCGGAUUUUUUUUUUGAAAUGAAUAAUGAUUUGCUUUGUAAAAUCCAUUCACGAACACGUAUUUUAUGUUUGUAAUUCGAGUGACAUCGACUAUUCUAUAUGAUUGAAUUUAUUUAUGCGAGACGGAAAUUUUAAUAAUCGUUGUAUAGAGUU